AGUUACAGGGGUUCACGAAGACAUUUUCCAGUGACUCUUAACCGACAAUACGGAAAGAAAAGAAUUUUUUAUUUCUGUUUUUUAAAUUGUUUGAGUUCGAAAUUUUUAAUGUCCAUAACUUUUAACAAGUUGCAAUUUCCAACUCAAAUGGGAAUCGACAUUGGUUUGAACGUACUGCACCAUCUAUCGGCGUUUAAAUGAAGUAUUCUUCUGAAGUUGAAAUUAUUCCUAACAAAAGAUUCAUAUAUAACGCUUCUUUUACCGUCUGAAUAAAUACAAUCUUCAUUUAUAACUAAUUGAUAAUUGAAUUCAUGAUAAGAGUACAGCAAUUGUCUGUUGAUACACUGAUCUUUAAUCAUACCAGAUAUACUCUUUGACUUAUACUUUAAUUUGGAAGAGUUGGUAGUAAUAACUUUUGUUAUAGACAUUCUGUACUUUUCGAGUUUUCGCAAGGGACUGUGAUCGCAAAUAAUUCAUUUCGUGAAUAUUUGACUUGCUUUUGAGGUAGCAUGGCAUCGAAAGGGCAGCAAAUACAAGAGAUUGACUUAUCAAAACUGAAUCUUCAACAGCUUACUCACAUUAAACAACAAUUAGAUCAG
Gryllus bimaculatus (two-spotted cricket) is the source of this 599-nucleotide messenger RNA. The record is from the annotation of a GenBank genome assembly. NCBI's taxonomy places the organism in Eukaryota, Metazoa, Arthropoda, Insecta, Orthoptera, Gryllidae.